Messenger RNA from Guyanagaster necrorhizus, 1582 nucleotides. Its product is annotated as guanine deaminase. Bases 18 to 1418 code for a protein of 466 amino acids. Gene Ontology annotation, molecular function: guanine deaminase activity; zinc ion binding. Gene Ontology annotation, cellular component: cytosol. NCBI's taxonomy places the organism in Eukaryota, Fungi, Basidiomycota, Agaricomycetes, Agaricales, Physalacriaceae. Gene Ontology annotation, biological process: guanine catabolic process. The transcript is spliced from 7 exons. The record is from RefSeq and is a predicted model, not a curated record.
UGUCUGCUCUAGAUUGAAUGUCUACCACCAUCUACUACGGCUCUGUUGUUAACCCUGUCAAUCUGACGUCGUUCCAGGCGCUGCCACGAUGUCUCCUUGCCGUCGGAGCCACCGGAUGCGUGGAAUGGCUAGUUGAAGACGUGGAAGACGCCCUCGUUCGCGAAACGAUGGGUCGUAUGGGCUGCCUUGAUAACGUUGUCAUUCCUUUGAAGGAAACAGAAUUUAUCAUGCCCGGCUUUAUCGAUACACAUACUCAUGCACCUCAGUUUCGAAACAUUGGCAGCGGACAGCAAUAUGAACUGCUAGACUGGCUUUCCAUCGUCACCUUUCCUACGGAGACGAAAUUCGCGGACCUUGACUUCGCACGACGUACUUACUCCUCGGUUGUGCGUCGAAUCAUUAAUAAUGGAACUACGACUUGUUGUUACUACGGAACAUUGCACCUUGAAGCUACGAAGCUUCUGGCAGAUAUAAUCAAAUCUUAUGGCCAGCGUGCGUUCGUGGGGAAAUGCAACAUGGACAGAAACUGUCCCGACUACUACGUAGAACCAUCUGCCGAGGCCUCUAUCGACGCGACGGAAUCGCUUAUUUCCCAUAUUCGGUCCCUGGAUUCUAACCACACAGAGGAACCUCUCGUGCAACCAAUUCUGACGCCGCGAUUUGCAAUAUCGUGUAGUCCUCCUCUGCUCGCAUCUCUCGGCAAACUCGUGUUGUCAGAUUCUAGCCUAAGAAUACAGACACAUAUAUCAGAAAAUGAAUCUGAAAUCGAAUUAACCAAAGAAUUAUUUCCUGAAUGUCCUUCUUAUGCGCAUGUUUAUGACUCCUUCGGAUUGUUGCGCUCCAACACCAUCUUGGCGCACGCCGUACAUCUUGAACCCCAUGAGAUGGACCUCAUUGCACAGCGUGGAGCGGGGAUCAGUCACUGUCCAACCAGCAAUUUCAAUUUGAGUAGCGGUGUCGCGCCAGUCGGAGAAUUCUUGGACAGAGGCAUAAAGGUCGGCCUCGGUACCGACGUUUCAGGCGGAUACUCCCCAUCCAUCCUCAACAGCGUACAAACCGCCAGUAUCGCCGCUAAAGUGGUCGCCAUGCAGGCAAAGGGAUCGAAGCCGACGUCAGGGAACUUCAGUGAUCGACAGCUUUCCGUCGCGACACUGUUGUAUCUCGCGACGCUCGGUGGAGCUGAAGUCUGUGAUCUAAAGGAACGUGUUGGGUCGUUUGCUCCGGGAAAAUCGUUUGACGCGUUGAUCGUUAAUGUUUCUGACAAGGGUGGCAACCCUUGUAUUUGGGGCACAGGAGAGGAAGAGAAAGGGAAGGCGGCCCUUGAGGGCAUGUUGGAGAGAUUGCUUUUCUGCGGAGACGACAGAAACAUUGCGAGGGUGUUCAUUCAAGGCAAACUUGUUGGAGGAACAGAAUUCUAAUUUCGGUCUACAUUCCAGGAUGCAGUGUUAUAGAUAUUUCUAAGGGUAUAGUACAAGUACAGGCAAAAACAUACCAUAGAAUACAAAUAGAAUUCUUAGUUGCUUAGAAUCACGUAUAGUUACCGAUCACUCUCAUAGUAGCCAAACUCCCAUUUGAAACAGUC